AUGGAAGACAUCAACAUCACCACAAAAAUCGGAGACCUACCCCAGGACAAGCAGUGGCGCAUCGCGAUAUCCAUAUUCCGUAACCAAGGGAGCCCGGCACGCAAAAUGGUCCUCCUGAUGAAGCGCCGCACCUGCUACAGUCCAGAAGGGACCUGGCAGAUACCCGUACUUCGACCCGAUGACAGCGACACAACCAUCGGGGACGCCAUACGGCGCUAUAUCGCCGAACAGACGGGCCUGAGGGGUAUCGACAUCAUAGAGCAGGCGGAACCAUUGGGGUGGAGUUGGGGCGGCCGGGCCUACAUACAACUUAAUUUCGGGGUUCGAGAUCGCUCUGUCUCUCUGGUCUCAAUCAAUCCUGACAGGUAUAUCGAUUAUCGAUGGGUGCGCCUGUCACAUCUUAGGUGGUUUGAGAUCCCGUCGACGACAAAGGAGGUGAUUCAAGGUGCAUCGAGGAUUGAGUCGAUCUGGUACUAG
Penicillium bovifimosum is the source of this 477-nucleotide messenger RNA. RefSeq lists its product as uncharacterized. Lineage: Eukaryota; Fungi; Ascomycota; Eurotiomycetes; Eurotiales; Aspergillaceae. The transcript has a single exon. Bases 1 to 477 code for a protein of 158 amino acids. The record is from RefSeq and is a predicted model, not a curated record.